CUAAAGAGGAAGGAAAGAGCUCGCGUUUACGUUGUACAGAUAUCAAUCACCUAACCGGUCAAUUCAAUUAAACUGAACCAGUCUUAACCAUACUUAAUUUACGGUUUGGCUGGCUUAUCUACAAAUAGGAAGUGUUAAGAAAGAAGAGCAAAACCGUUAGUCGUCUUCUCCAUUCUCCAAGAGGAGGAAUAUACAGAGAAGAAAGUCAAGAAACCCCAACAUUCGCCGGCUAUGGCGGCGGCGAAGAAACCGACUCUACAAGACGUUGUUUCCGAUGACCUUAACUAUGAACUCUGGGCUCCAACCGUGAAAACUACUCUAACUGAAAAAGGACUUUGGGAUGUUGUUGAAAAUCUAAUCCCGGCGGAUCUGUCGAAGAGUCCAGAGCUAGCGACGGAGGAGACUCCACCGGAAGAUCUUCCGAAAUGGAGAGACUUUAUGGGAAAAGACAUAGAAGCGCUUCAGAUUUUGCAAUCUUGUCUCCCAGAUUCGGUUUUGAGAUUGACACUUGAGACCACUUCAGCCAAAGAUCUUUGGGAUUUGCUUAAAGAAGCUAACGAACAAGCCAAGUUAGAGAAGAAAAUCGAACAAGAUAAGAUCAAAGAAGGAGAACGUAUCUCAUCAUUGUUGAUGGAGUUUGCUAAUGACAGUUCAAAAUCCAAUUAUCUGGCCAUCGCCAAAAUGGUAAUCUCGCUGUCAGAUUCAUAUGAGAAUGAAACGGACGAACUCAUACUCAAGGGUCUAAAGAAGCUAACUUUUAACCGAUUUCGUUGGCUUCUUGAUGGAUUUGAAUCAUCGACAGUGAAUCACACCUUGUACGAAAUUUUGAAAAAAAAUGGGUAUGGAUCAUCACCACUCGAUUUGGAAAGUUUUAUCAAAUGGUUAAUCUCGAUGUCAGAUUCAUAUGAUGGUGCUGCUCUGGUGAUGGAGGAACUAAUGUGUAUGAAGAAUCUCACUUAUAACAAUUCUCGUGAGCUUUUUGAUUUGUUUGAAUUAGUACCAUUGAAGACCAUCAGUGAUAUUAUGAAUGACUUUGAGGUUGGAUCAUCAUCACAUACGAAAGAAGUUUGUUAUUCAGCCAAUGAUGUUAGGAAUUUCCUGAAAGAAGUCAAGUUAGAGAAGAAAGAAGGAGAUUGUUCUGUUUCCAUGGAUUCGAAAAGUGUCAUGAGAUCUAGGCAUGAAAGAGGAGAGUGUAUUCAUUGUGGAGGUAAAGGGCAUGUCUUCAAAGACUGCAGCAACAAAAAGAAUCAAAGCAGGAAUGUUGGUCCUGUGACAUUUGAUGAGGAUAUGUGGAUGCUAUACACCAAUACCACUAACCAUAUGACUCCAUAUAUCAAGUAUUUCAGCACUUUAGACAGAUCACGCAGAGCUCGAAUACAAUCAAUCGUGUCUCAAGGAAUGGGAGAUGUCAGGAUCAUGACCAAGGAAGGGAAGACUAAGAUGAUCAAGAAUGUGCUUUAUGUUCCGGGGAUGGACAGAAACGUGUUGAGUGUUCACCAGUUGGCAGAAUUAGGCUACAGUAUCAGAAUGAUCGAUGACAGAUGCACUAUAAAAGAUCAGAAUGGGAGAUUAUUUGGUCAAUCCUUUUUGGAAAAGAGAGGUUUUUUUCUGCGUUUGCAGGUAGUUGAAGGUAAUCUCACCUCUUAUUUUCAACAAUCGGCGGCUAUGGCGGCGACGAAGACACUGACUCUACAAGACGUAGUUUCCGAUGACCUUAACUAUGAACGAUGGGCUCCAAUCGUGAAAACUAAUCUAACUGAAAAAGGACUUUGGGAUGUUGUCGAGAACGGAGUCCCGCCGAAUCCAUCGAAGAUUCCAGAUCUAGCGACGAAGAUUCAACCCGAAGAUCUUUCUAAAUGGAGAGAUUUUGUUGCAAAAGACACAAAAGCGCUUCAGAUUUUGCAGACUUAUCUCCCAGAAUCGGUUUUCAGAUUGACACUCGAGACUGCUUCAGCGAAAGAUCUUUGGGAUUUGCUGAAAUCAGCUAACGAACAAGCCAAGUUAGAGAAGAAACUCGAACAAGUUAAGAUAGAAGAAGGAAAACGUAUCUCCUCAUUGUUCAGUGCAAAAUCCAGUUAUCUGUUUAUCACUAAACUGAUAAUCUCGAUGUCAGAUUCAUAUGAUGGUGCAGUGGAGGAACUCAUGGGUCUACAGAAUCUGACUUUUAACUGUUUUCGUCGGCUUCUUGAUGAAAUUGAAUCAUCAACAGUUGAUGAGACGUUGUAUGAAUUUGUGAAAGGAAUGGAGUUUGAAUCAUCAUACAGUUCUAAAUGUUUUAUCGCAAUGUUAGCCUCCAUGUCAGAUUCAUGUGAUGAUGGUGCAGCUCUGGUGAUGGAGGAUAUCAUCGGUGUGAAGAAUCUCACUUUUAACAGUUUUCGUGAGCUUCUUGAUGUAUUUGAAUCAGUACCAAUGGAGACCAUCGAUGGAAUUAUGGAAGGAUCUGAGGUUGGAUCAUCACUACAAUCGAAAGAAGUUUGUGUUUCAGCCAAAGUUCUUAAGGAUUUGCUAAAAGAAGCUAACGAACAAGCCAAGUUAGACAAGGAAUUCAAACAAGUUAGGAUGUUUGAAGGAGAACGUAUCUCAUCAUCACAAUCUAAAGAAGCGGAUUCGAAAAGGGUCAUGAGAUCUAGGCAUGAAAGAGGAGAGUGUAUUCAAUGUGGACGUAAAGGGCAUGUCUUCAAAGACUGUAGCAGCAGAAAUAAUCAAAGCAGGGAUGAAGAAGCAUUACCUGAGUAUCAAAUGCUAGCUUUCAAUGUUGGUCCCGUGACAUUUGAUAAGGAUAUGUGGAUGAUAUACACCACUACCUCCAACCAUAUGACUCCGUAUGAGAAGUAUUUCACCACUUUAGACAGAACACACAGAGGUAGGAUCAAAUUCAUCUUCGGACAUUCUAUCAUGUCUGAAGGAAUGGGAGAUAUCAGGAUCAUGACCAAGGAAGGGAAGAUGAAGACGAUCAAGAAUGUGCUUUUUGUUCCCAAGAUUGACAGAAACGUGUUGAGUGUUGGUCAGAUGGCACAGGCAGGCUAUGGAAUUGUAACGACUGCUCACAAAUGCACUAUAAAGGAUCAGAGUGGGAGACUAUUUGGUGAGUCCAUGUGGGAAGAGAGAGGCUUUUUUCUGCGUUUGGAGGUGGUUAAAGGUAACCUCUAAUUGCUAGACUAACUAGUAAUUGGUCUACUAUGUGGAUUUGGUUCGGUUUCUUCGGUUUUUAGUUUGGAUCAUCAGGCAUUAAUCUAGUUUUCAGGAAAAUAUUUUGGAUUACUCUAUGCUCUGCUACUGUUUUUCCGGAUAUGAACUCACCUCUUCAUUACUAGACUUACUAGUAAUCAGUUUAUUUUGCGGAUUUGGUCUGGUUUAUUCAGUUUUCAGUUUGGACCAUUGGAUUACUCUAUCCUCUGCUUUUGUUUUUACGAUAUGAACAUAUUAGUAUUGCUUA
Molecule: messenger RNA, 3436 nt
Organism: Arabidopsis lyrata subsp. lyrata
Lineage: Eukaryota; Viridiplantae; Streptophyta; Magnoliopsida; Brassicales; Brassicaceae
Exons: 3
Coding region: 232-3150 (972 amino acids)
Molecular function (GO): zinc ion binding; nucleic acid binding
Source: RefSeq, a predicted model, not a curated record